Emys orbicularis (European pond turtle) is the source of this 1254-nucleotide messenger RNA. RefSeq names its product serpin B4-like. Gene Ontology annotation, molecular function: serine-type endopeptidase inhibitor activity. The record is from RefSeq and is a predicted model, not a curated record. Bases 1 to 1254 code for a protein of 417 amino acids. The transcript has 7 exons. Lineage: Eukaryota; Metazoa; Chordata; Testudines; Emydidae. Gene Ontology annotation, biological process: negative regulation of endopeptidase activity.
AUGAGCUCCAUCAGUGAAGCAACUACCAAAUUUGCCCUUGACUUUUUCAAACUAUUGAACAAAGAUCAUCCAUCUGACAAUAUCAUCUAUUCUCCUUUGAGUAUCUCAGCUGCCCUGGGCAUGGUCCUUCUUGGGGCCAGAGGUAAUACUGCCACCCAGAUACAAAAGGUUCUUCGCUUUGCUGAACUUAGAGAAAAUGAAAAUCCAGGAACAGGAAGGUCUUCGGAAGCAACAAGUGAUGAGAAUUCAGAGAGCAGUUGCAGACGACCUCUUCAUCCCCAACUGCCGGUUCCUGAUGAUCAGUGUGAUAUACCUGGAGGGAUUCAUUCCCAGUUUCAUGACAUCUUCUCAGCAAUCAACAAACCUACCACUUCUUACGAGCUGGCUAAUGCCAACAGACUGUAUGGAGAAAAGACAUUCAAUUUUCUUCAGCAAUACCUAUCCUGCAUACAAAAGUUAUACCAGGCUGAAUUGAAACCAGUUGAUUUUCGGAAUGCUGCAGAGGAAACCAGAAAGCAGAUAAAUUUGUGGAUUGAAACCUUUACCAAGGGUAAAAUCAAGGACUUCUUUGGCCCACACGCUCUUUCUGAAGAUACUAAAUUAGUCCUCGUGAAUGCGGUCUACUUCAAAGGGCAAUGGGGAAAGGAAUUUAAGAAAGAAAACACCAAAGAAAGACCUUUUCAGAUUAACAAGACUACAAGCAAACCUGUGCAGAUGAUGUACCAUAAGGGCGAGUAUAAAAUAGCGAUAAUAGAGGAGCAUCACAGUCAGGUGCUUGAACUCCCAUACAAGGGUGGUGACCUGAGUAUGUAUAUACUGCUGCCAAAAGACAACAUGGGUCUAACACAGCUGGAAAAGGAACUUACCUAUGAGAAAUUAACAACUUGGAUUAGCCCCGACCAUUUGAAAGAAGAUGAAGUGGAUGUGGCUCUUCCUCGGUUCAAAGUCAAGACAAGUGCUCAACUUAAACAAUAUUUAGAGGCUUUAGGAAUGACCGAUGUGUUUCACCCAGGAGCAUCAGAUUUAUCUGGAAUGGCAAAAGAAGGUGGCCUGUUUGUGAGUGAGGCUGUCCAUAAGGCUUAUAUAGAGGUCAAUGAAGAGGGCACUGUGGCAGCAGCUGCAACUGGAAUUGGCAUACAUACAAUCUCACUAAGAAUACCUGUACAGUUUGUGGCUGAUCACCCUUUCCUCUUCUUUAUCAGACACCAAAAAACCAAAUGCAUUCUCUUCUAUGGUAGAGUCUCUUCUCCUUAA